UGGACAGCUUUCAAUCGGGGUCCUUCAGAGGUCCUUUGAAUGCAUGUGGCGCGAUAUGGGAAACUGAGGCGUAAAUAGUUUUGACAGCCGUUUUCUUCUUAAAGAGAGGCUUAAAAUUUAUCUAAACAACAUGUUUUCUGCAGAGCAGGGUUGCUGGUUUAUCCGCAAGGUAAUUUGUUGGAGAGCUGCAGCCAGUAUUGCUUGGGCUGUACUGUUGUUGCCACCCAGCACAGCGAUUUUUGUGAUCCUCAGCAAGUUCAGUGUUCUCCACCCCAUCCAGACCAUAUCAGAAUGCUUCUCCAUGCUAACAAGUGCAACUGCCAUCUUCUCUUUCAUCCUGCUGUGUGGAGUGAUCAUCAUGGUUGGUUUCUUGAACUUUGAGUAUUACACAGUCAUUCCAACUAUUGCAUGCUCGAAAAUCGCACUCUUUGGUCAGCUCCUCCACCCUCGACAGCUUGUCAACUCCCUGGUCCACUGCAUCAUGGGAAUGAUCGUGGCUUGGUGUUCUGCCGUUACCAUCGGUUUUAGAUACGAAACUCUUGGCCACCCGUGUGCACAGACCGAUGGUUAUCAUCAGAUGUGUCUGAAUGAAUAUCAUCUCAUCCUUCUGCUGGGUGGAGCUUUUGUUGGAUUCUCUCACAGUCUGCUGGGUGUGAUCCACAACAUGAACUAUGUCUCCUUCCAUACUGUUCAGCAAUACAAAUACCUUCGCUUCAAGGGAUGUCUUCCUUUGGUGGUUAAGUGCAGUGCCACUCAGGCACUUUACUCUGUCAGGAACUUCAUCGUUGUUUAUUACUUUUUGGGGUACAUUCCAAGAACAUGGAUCUGUAAAACACUGAAUCUUCACUUGGGCAGCUCUGCCCACCCUCUUGACAGCAUAGCUGGAUUGCUGGACCUCUCCCUCCUCUACCACCUCUGGAUCAGUGCCACCUUUCUCCUCUUCACUUGGUACAUCACACUGCUGCUCUUUAGGAUUUUUCUCACUGAGGGGUACAGUUUUCCUGUGCAGUCAUCUUUUACUGAAGAUGCAGACCAUUGUCUUCCUAAAGUACUGACUGAAAAGCAGCCAAUGAUAUUAAAGUUCCUAGCUUUGCAGGACUUGGCUCUGUUGUCUCAACAUUCUCCAUUACGACGCUGUGAAGUCUUCAGUCUGAGUCAACCAGGUGGACAUCCUCAUAACUGGAAUGCUAUCAGUAAAGAGUGCCUCUCUCUGCUGGCUGAUCUGACUCAGAGACUUGUAGCCUAUCAUGACACUGUAGCAACCAAUGGCAGGGCCAAAUCACUGUCGAGUGGAAGCGAAAGGAAGACCUCUUCUGAAACAUCAGGUACAGAAGACUUCAUGAGUCCAAGGCCUACCGCUCUCAUGAAAACUCCAGCUUCAGUCUUCACUCGGUCCAUUGCUGGAGGCCAGCAGAGCCCUCUAACAGCCCCAUUCACCCCUGAUCUGGACAGCCCUUUUAUGUCUCCUGCACUGCGGCGUCUUGCUGCUCCUGUGGAGCAAGGCUCACCUUGGUACGGCACAGUGCAGAGCCCCCACAUCAUGAGGCGAGUGCCCAAACUCUGGUCCACAUCCACAGAUUCCCAGGUUAAUGGCAGUUCUCCACCAUCACCAGCUUCAGUUCCCAGUGACAAGCAGGAACCCUCCAAACCAAGUUUUCUGGCUCAGUUCCUCCAGAACAGAAGAGAACAGGUUAAAAAUUUCUUGGCAAAGCGGGUGCUGAUAGUGUAUUUGUUUAACAAGCUCCCAGAAGCCUCGAGUCAGGCUCUCUUUGCUGACAGUCAGGCCCACAUCUGGGCUUUGGAAGGGCUGUCUUACCUUGUUCAAGCCUCAUUCUCUGAAGAUCAGUUUGGGGUUGUGCAGACUACAUUACCCAGCAUUCUCAGCUGCAUGCUGGUCUUACAAGAGGCUGUCGAUCGACACUUCAAGCUGCCUCAUGCCUCCAGUAAGCCUGUCAGGUCGACCAGCAGCAUGGGAGACUCGACAUACAAAACGCUGCGCUUUGCUCUCAGGGCCACACUAAAGACUGCCAUCUACAGGAUAACAACCACAUUUGGUGAUCACUUAAAUGCUGUUCAGCUGUCUGCAGAGCAUCGGAAAAGAUUGCAGCAGUUUCUGGAGUACAAGGAGUAAUGCAUUCGACGCUGGCCGUGCCUUGAGAUUCUUAUCGGUGUCAUUUUUGUGCAUGAAGAUGUCAACAAGUGAAAGGCCAUGAUAGUGCCUUUUUUAAUAUUUAUGUCUGCACUAUACCGUGGGAUUAUAUUUGAUGGUUGAGAUCACAUCUCUCACAUGCAGGAAGGAGCAGGAAGCCAAAGUGACAGACUGAAACGGGUUGAAGGACUGUUAUCUCUUGUGUUUAGGAGAUAUUAAUCUACCCUACAGUAUAAGAGGCUCAAAAUAAAUACAUAAAAUUGUUUCCUCAUAAGGAAACGUGAGAAAUUCAUAUAUGACGUUUGCUAAUUGGGACGAGUUACAAAGGGCUCUCUGUGCUGCAUCAUCAUCUUUGGAUUUCAUAUUUCAGCUGCUGUCCGUCAGAAGCCGUCUUUGUUUUGUAAUGAGCUUUUUUGUGAUUCACAGGUGUCUGAAAUGUAUUCUGAACAUGCAUUUUCAUAGAUCUGGUUUUGAGUCUAACCACCUGCCUAAAAAACUGAUCAUCUGUCUGCAUCAGCUCAGCAAAAUACAUUUUCAGAUUAGACACCAGCAUUUGUACAUGUUACCUGUUUGUAUGAUUUUGUUUUUUGUUUGUUUUCAUGAUAAAUGAGGUUAUGUCAGAGGAACAGGUUUGGUGCAGCAGGUUUUAAGCCUGGAUAAAUGUUGUCACUCUCAGAAUAUAAGUUUCUGCUCAAAAAACUGUUUGAAUAAAAACACGUGAAGAUCAUU
Molecule: messenger RNA, 2878 nt
Organism: Oreochromis aureus
Lineage: Eukaryota; Metazoa; Chordata; Actinopteri; Cichliformes; Cichlidae
Gene: ndc1
Product: NDC1 transmembrane nucleoporin
Exons: 18
Coding region: 131-2131 (666 amino acids)
Biological process (GO): nuclear pore organization
Cellular component (GO): nuclear pore transmembrane ring
Molecular function (GO): protein-macromolecule adaptor activity
Source: RefSeq, a predicted model, not a curated record